AGGGAGGGGGGAGUUAGAGGAACAGACACCGGGAAAAGAGUCAGAGCUGCUGGAGAGACAUUUCUCCAAAACCUCUCGGAACUGAAGACUUGUGAAAAUCCUGGAGCAAUUUUAGCGGCAGAGACCCUGAAGGCACCAUGGCUGCGCUGCGGAGCUGGGUGGCCAACGAGGGAGCGAAGCACUUGGUGCUGAUGCUGUGGCUGGGAGCAAACACCUGGCUUUUCCUCAAUACCUUCCAGCUGUAUGCCACAGGGCAGGAGUACCAUUACCUCUACAGGAUGCUGGGGGUCGGACUGUGCAUCAGCCGAGCGUCUGCCUCUGUGCUGAACCUGAACUGCAGCUUGGUGCUGCUGCCCAUGUGCCGCUCUCUGCUCACCUUCAUACGAGGAGCACACGUGGUAUCAAGCAGAAAGACACGGAGGCUGCUGGAUAAGAGUAAGACCUUUCAUGUGGCAUGUGGCGUAGCCGUCUGCCUCUUCUCAGUUGUGCACGUUUCAGCCCACCUGGUAAAUGCGGUCAACUUCAGUGUGAGCUACUCAGACGACUUUCCUGCUCUGAACUUUGCUCGCUACAAAGGAGAGGACCCCAAGAGGAUAAUUUUAACAACAAUUCCAGGAGUUACUGGUGUCCUGCUGGUCCUUAUCCUUCUCCUGAUGUUCAUAUCUUCCUCCUACUGCGUUCGGGUCUCGAACUAUGAGAUCUUCUGGUACACACACAACCUCUUCAUCGUGUUCUACAUCAUCUUGAUGGUGCACAUGCUCGGUGGAGCUCUGAAGUAUCAGACCAACGUGGAGGCCCACCCACCUGGCUGCCUCAGACUCAAUCAGAGCAGCACGGAGCAGCAAGUUGAUGAUCUGGACCUGCUAGAAGAUGAUGAUAGGAGAUGUAGUGAGGACGCGCACUUUGAACCACACUGCCCUCAGACUUGGCUCUGGGUGUCGGGUCCACUCUGUCUCUACUGUGUGGAGCGGUUUUACCGCUACAUCCGAAGCAGCUCCCCUGUUACCAUAGUGGCCGUUACCAGGCAUCCUUGUAAUGUCAUCGAGUUGCGCAUGUUCAAGAAGAACUUCAAAGCCCGUCCUGGACAAUAUAUUGUUCUUAACUGUCCAAGUGUGUCUUCAUUUGAGAACCACCCCUUCACCCUGACAAAGUGCCCAACGGUGAACAAGGAGACUUUCGGCAUCCAUCUGCGAGUCGUGGGAGACUGGACUGAGCGCUUCACGCAGCUGCUACUUCCUGGGCCAAGGAAGGACUUGGAGAUUCUUCCCAUAGUCCAACAGAGGACAUACCCCAAGCUUUACAUUGAUGGUCCAUUUGGAGGUCCAUCUGAGGAGGUCUUCAAUUACGACGUCAGCCUUUGUGUCGCUGGAGGAAUUGGUGUCACGCCGUUUGCCUGCGUACUCCAUGCUCUGCUUGAUGGCUGGAGGGGCUUCAGGUUACAGAGGCUUUACUUUGUGUGGGUCUGCAGAGAGCUUCAGUCAUUCUACUGGUUUGCAGAGCUGCUAUGUGCCCUUCAUCAAAAGCUAUGGCAAGAGAACAGGCCGGAUUACUUUAACUUGAAACUGUAUGUCAGUCAGACAGACAACAUGCAGAGCAUGUCUGAAGAGCGGUUCGGCCCACUUGCCUCGAGGUUGCAGGUUGGUCGACCCAGGUGGAAGCUUCUUCUUGAUGAAAUUGGAAAAAGCAACAAACACAAGCGAGUUGGUGUUUUCUGUUGCGGACCAAAAGGCAUCUCCAGGACUCUCCACAGGCUGUGCAACUCAGCCCGAUCAUGUGGGACAACCUUUGAAUUCAACAAAGAGUCAUUCAGCUGAUUGAACUUUAUGGCCAGAUGGAGUGAAUGAAUAGAUUUUCAUUCAUUUUAGGGCUGAAACUCUUUAUCUGCAGUAAACCUCUCAAUACCUCAGGGAUCCUUUCCUGUCAGGAGUCGUUUGGCAUUGAGGAGAUGGUCCAAAAACUCAAAUAUCAUCCUGACAUCCAGCUGAACGGCCUUAUAGCUGCCUCAGGUUCAGCAUGUGAUUGUGUCAACAUGAAGAAACUGCUUCAUGCUCAGAGUGCCUGUUCUUAAUCCUCUGUUCUUUUCAAGCUUUGACUUAAUUCCUCUGUUUCCUCUGCGCAGCAUCUUUGUUUCCUCAUUCUGGAUUUUAAUGUGAGAAAGAAAAAACUGCAAUAUAUCAAGGCAGAGGAAAUCCAUUCUUCUAAGGCCAAAACAUGAUUUAGUGCAAUCACUCAGGGAGGAUACAUGCUGUUUCUUUUGUAUUCCAAACGUAAGGUUUAGCAGCAAGUGUUCCUGUGUGUAAAUACUUUAGAAAUAUGAGGUAGUUAAGUUUCCCAAGUUCUUACCAAAUACAUUGAUGUUUUUUUGUGUGUGUUCAAAAAAUAUGGAGGAGCUGAUGUGAGUGAUGUUAGAAGUAGCAAUAGUCCAAAACAAAAGGCAUGGUAAGGGGUCAGAGAGGAUCAAACUCAGGACGGAUGGAGCUUUAUGGGACUACUGUAGGAGCUGUUAGUCUAACUUAAUUUAUUGUUUCAUUUACCAAAGGCUGGUAUCCACAAGGUUUUACCAACUUCUUACUGUAAUCAUAUUACUUUGAGACUUUGUUCUCCUCAGGAUGAAAGUUUUUAUCGUUAGUUUUGCAUAAUCCAGUAUAUCAUGUCACCAGAAGCAUUGGGACUCUUCUUUUAAUGUUUGCUUAAACAAGAUAGGAGAUAUUCAGUUGUUACAGUAAAAAAUAUUUUGCAUCUUAGCAAUUUUAUUGUCACACUUGAAGCUGAGUUAAAUCAAUAUGCAUUUUCUGAAUGGCACCUUAAACAGACUGUACAUACCCGAACAGUAAUUCAGAAUAACUGACAGCAUUUGUUUUAUCACUGAGGGGAUUUGAACUUUUUAACUGGGAUUGCUUUUUUUUUUCUCUGCCAUAAAUGAAUGUCUUGUUUGAAAACAUGUUUUUAUCUUUAUUAAAUUGU
Cyprinodon tularosa is the source of this 2964-nucleotide messenger RNA. Its product is annotated as NADPH oxidase 4. Bases 138 to 1814 code for a protein of 558 amino acids. Gene Ontology annotation, biological process: defense response; superoxide anion generation. The transcript has 18 exons. The record is from RefSeq and is a predicted model, not a curated record. Lineage: Eukaryota; Metazoa; Chordata; Actinopteri; Cyprinodontiformes; Cyprinodontidae. Gene Ontology annotation, cellular component: NADPH oxidase complex; plasma membrane. Gene Ontology annotation, molecular function: superoxide-generating NAD(P)H oxidase activity.